Molecule: messenger RNA, 699 nt
Organism: Octopus sinensis (East Asian common octopus)
Lineage: Eukaryota; Metazoa; Mollusca; Cephalopoda; Octopoda; Octopodidae
Product: histone-lysine N-methyltransferase SETMAR-like
Exons: 1
Coding region: 1-699 (232 amino acids)
Molecular function (GO): nucleic acid binding
Source: RefSeq, a predicted model, not a curated record
AUGCUUUUUUACUUCAGAAAAGGAAAGAAAGCAACAGAAACUUGCCGAAAAUUAUGCAAUGUGUAUGGAAAGAAUGCGGUUUCAGAACGGGUGUGCCAAAAAUGGUUUGCUCGAUUUCGAUCAGAGAAUUUUUCAGUAAGAGAUGCACCUCAUUCUGGCCGGCGAAAAGAAAUUGACAUCGACCAACUGAGAGCUGUAGCCAAACAAGACUGCAGUCUUAGGACCAGACAAAUCGCAGAUAUUCUUAACAUAUCCAAAACAAGUGUGGAAAAUGAAUUGCAUAAACUUGGUUAUGUUUCUAAACUUGAUGUUUGGGUUCCCCAUAAUUUUACAGAAGCAAAUCUUGUCCAGAAGGUUUCUAUUUGCGAUACAUUACUGAAAAAGGAAAACAACGAACCCUUUUUGAGAAGAAUUGUUACUGGAGAUGAAAAGUGGGUAGUUUACAAUAAUGUGAAACGAAGAUCACGGAAAAAAGCAGAGGAUUCUCCAAAACAAACACCCAAAGCAGGUUUUCACCCAAAGAAAGUUCUGUUAUCGAAAUGGUGGGAUUGGAAGGGUGUUAUCUUUUUUGAACUUCUUCCCUUGAAUAAAACCAUAAAUCCAGAGGUUUAUUGUGAACAACUGGAUAAAUUAAAUGCGGCUCUUCAUCAAAAAACGGCCAGAACUGGUGAAUGGCAAAGGCGUUGUUUUCCACCAUGA